Molecule: messenger RNA, 1491 nt
Organism: Ilyonectria robusta
Lineage: Eukaryota; Fungi; Ascomycota; Sordariomycetes; Hypocreales; Nectriaceae
Product: putative sugar transporter
Exons: 6
Coding region: 1-1491 (496 amino acids)
Biological process (GO): transmembrane transport
Cellular component (GO): membrane
Molecular function (GO): transmembrane transporter activity
Source: RefSeq, a predicted model, not a curated record
AUGGUCAAACCAAUUGAGCGCACGACGAGCCAAGACCAGGGCAGCAUCAGUCCUGUUCACGACGCUCAUGGGGAUCUCGUAACCAACAAUGUCAUUGUCGACGAAACCAUCGAGGCCAUUGGCUUCGGCAAGUUUCAGUGGCAGCUCACCUUCUCGUGUGGCUUUGGUUUCCUCGUAGACCAGAUGCUUCUCGUGUCCAUUAGUUUGGUCACCCCCCAAGCUGCCAUGGAAUUCGGUCCCAAGUACCCGACCCUUCUGUCGGCAUCGAACUACGCUGGCUUGCUUGUGGGCGCUGUCGCACUUGGCAUGCUAGCAGACAAUAUCGGACGCAGGCUUGUGUGGCAGGUUUCCAUCUUUGGAAUCUCCAUUUUUACCAUGGUGGCCGCAAGUUCCCCCAAUUGGGCUUCACUGAACGUCUUUUUGAUGAUCUGUGGUCUCUUUGGUGGUGGCAAUCUCGCGAUUGACUUGGCUAUUCUGGCUGAAAGCAUCCCUAGAAGAUGGUCAUUCGUGCUUCCUGGACUUGCCGGCGUCUGGGGAGUCGGGAAUGUAUUCACUGGCCUCAUCGCAUGGCCACUGUUGGUCAACUUUGGCUGUGCCAGUGGCUCGACGCCUGAAACUUGCUCCAAGAGCGACAACAUGGGUUGGAGAUACCUGUACAUUGUUCUCGGAGGACUGUGCCUCAUCAUGUCACUCAUACGCUCUUUCGUUUUGAGGUCCCAAGAAUCACCGAGAUGGCUCAUUGCUUGCGGAAGAAUUCCCGAGGCAGUUGACGUGCUCAAUGCGAUCAGCUCCACGAAUGGAUCCAACUACACUGUGUCCGCCGACCAGUUCAUUCCGGUCCCUGAACGAAGCCAGAAUGAGACCGUGUCUAUCCACGACAACUUACGAAGGGCGGGGAAACUGUUCUCCGGGCCAAAACAACUUCGCCUGAUGCUUUGCCUGAUCUUGAUGUGGAUCCUCAUUGGCAUUGCAUACCCACUAUACACCAUCUUCUUGCCAUACUAUCUUGCUGCUCAUGGAGCUGAUCUAGGUGACGGAAGCACCUACACAGCAUACCGUGAUUGGACGGUCUCCUCCGCCGUAGGAGUUGUCGGCCCUUUCGUGUCCAUGUACAUGGUGUCGCUGAAGUGGUUCCGGUCCAAGAGAUCACUCUUUGUCAUGGCCUGCGUUUGUACGGCCUUUUCUGGCGCCUUCACCACAGUCAGAACUGCCGGGCAGAAUCUUGGGUUCUCGUCGAUGAUCAACUUCUCUCUCAAUGGGCUCUACGCUAUCAUCUACUCAUACACCCCACUCGCUUUGAAUGUAGAACAUCGCGGACUGGGGGCUGGCUUUUUGAUGGCUGUCGGUCGAAUGUCCUCCCUGAGCGCACCCUUCAUCGCUACCUUUUCGGAUGUGACUAGCUCUGCCCCGAUCUGGGUGUCCUGCGGUUGUUACGUUGCUAUUGGACUUGUUGCGCUUGCCCUUCCGGUGGACACGGCGACUUUCCACUGA